Molecule: messenger RNA, 1420 nt
Organism: Helianthus annuus (common sunflower)
Lineage: Eukaryota; Viridiplantae; Streptophyta; Magnoliopsida; Asterales; Asteraceae
Product: ALA-interacting subunit 3
Exons: 8
Coding region: 154-1209 (351 amino acids)
Cellular component (GO): plasma membrane; Golgi apparatus; endoplasmic reticulum
Source: RefSeq, a predicted model, not a curated record
CGUACCAAUAGUAUAGCCGGCCAAGCCAGAAACAGACAGGAGGUUACUUUCUUGUUGAUUGAAGCUGUAGAUAAGAAAGACAUCACAACCUCUUAACUAACCACUCUCGGUUUCCCCUCCAUCUGUCUGUCUAUCUGUCUGUUACUCGUCUUCAUGAGUAAUGCUGCAACGGCUCCGAUGAACUCCACUUCUACCCAACUCCAGGAUCCAUCUGCUCCGGGAAGAUACUCCAAGCGACCCCAAUAUUCUAGGUUUACCCAGCAGGAACUUCCAGCUUGUAAACCCAUUCUUACCCCAAGAUGGGUGAUUUCUGUAUUCAUGCUUUUGACAAUAGUCUUUAUACCCAUAGGGCUUGCAUCCCUUUUUGCUUCCCAAGAUGUAGUUGAGAUUGUUAAUCGUUAUGACGAUGCGUGUGCACCAUCUGGAACAAAAACGGACAAGGUUCGAUUUAUACAGUCCGAUGCAAGCAAAACUUGCAACAUAACACUAACUGUGCCGAAACAUAUGAAGCAGCCGAUUUACGUCUACUAUCAGCUUGACAACUUUUAUCAAAAUCAUCGAAGGUAUGUUAAGAGCCGAAGUGAUAAGCAAUUGAGGAGCCGAAAGAAUGAGAACAUCAUAAGUACAUGUAACCCUGAAGAUAAAGCGAAUGGGAUGACAAUUGUGCCUUGUGGUCUUGUAGCAUGGAGUAUGUUUAAUGAUACUUUCAGUUUCUCCACUGGCAACGAUGUGCAUUUGCCGGUAACAAAGAAAGGUAUUUCAUGGAAAAGUGAUAGGGAUCAUAAGUUUGGCAAAGAUGUCUUCCCUAAGAAUUUCCAAAACGGAAGUUUUAUCGGCGGUGCACGUCUCAAUGAAUCUAUACCAUUAAGUGAGCAGGAAGACCUUAUUGUGUGGAUGAGAACCGCAGCUCUUCCAACUUUUAGGAAGUUGUUUGGGAAGAUAGAGGUGGAUCUUCAAGCAGGUGAUACGAUAAAUGUGGUUGUGCAGAACAAUUAUAACACUUAUAGUUUUAAUGGGAAGAAGAAACUUGUGCUCUCAACCGCCAGCUGGCUUGGCGGAAAGAACAGCUUCAUUGGCAUUGCGUAUCUUGCUGUUGGUGGCUUGUGCUUCGUAUUAGCUGUGGCUUUCACCAUUAUAUAUUUGGCUAAGCCGAGGCGUCUUGGAGAUCCAUCUUAUUUGUCCUGGAACGGUAAUCCAAGUGGUCACUGAUUGAUUCGUGCACAAAAUGGGGUAAAUGGAUCCAUGUUUAGUGUCAUAUGUAACAUCUAUUUCUUUUUGAGGUUUUGGGACGAAGAUCAUCCUUCAAGUUUAAAUAUUAUGCUAGAAAUUAGCAAGUCGGCCAAUACUGUAACAAUAUGUUGUUUCAAGGAUGUUACCGAUUACUUAUUCAAUUUGCAUAUAAUUAUAUGUUAAUAUUAAA